CGCGAGCGCCCGCCUCUUUUCGACAUUCAUCCGCAGCUUCUGGCGUAGUACACGUGGUGUGCGCAGCAAAACUUCCACUGACCAGUCCGCGACCGCUAGUAGCGUUUCUGUCUUUGCCGUUCCCUGUGCCUUUACCGCAGAUAGUUGGCCGGAUGUCCGAUGUGUGUAAUGUGCGCUGAGUGAAGAGGAAAAAUACCCUGCAACCGUUUCGCUUACAGGCCGCUUUGCCGGUGUGAUUUUGUGCUGCAGAUGCACCAUCAGUGCAAGUCUGCCUAAUGAUCAAAUCAGUGUACUGAAAGUAAGGCGUGUGGGUGUUUUGUUGAAAAUUAAAAAAAUAAUUGCAGUGAGAGUAUGUGUUGAAGACCAGCCGUAUCUAAAUGUGUGCAGUGUGCGUCUAAGCGAGUGUGGUGUGUAGGCAUUUGGUGCAAGCUACAAUUCCGGUAUCGCAGAUCUCGACGAAAGUGCAUUUGGAGGUUUUUUCGGAGGCAGCAAUUGAGUUCUAAAACUUGCACAGUAGCGCACAACGAGUACGUGAGAGCUGCAGGGGAGCAAAAAGUGUACCAUUCCAUGUGGAUGUGAUUAUUGAUUUAAAGCAAAACAGCGAAGCAAUCACACGUGUCGACAAGUGAGAGUCUAUUUUCGUCCGAUCAGCAAGAAGCCAGACGAUUCUGUGGUAGUGUAUGUGUGUGUUUGUGUGUGCAAGUUUGUUCAUUUGUGUGGUUGCCGUACAGUGCCAGGAAGCGUUGUUCGCGGGAGAGUAAAUAGCAGAAAAUCAAUCAAAAAGAGCCGCCAGUUUAGAGCGAGGAACAUAGCCAGUGUCGCCAUAGUUGGUGAAAAAUCAGUGAAAUUCCGAACCCACCUGUGAAGUCCUGUGCUGGACAGGAAGUUCCGGUUGGGUAGGCGUGAGCGAAAGUGAGAGCGAGAAAGAGUCACUCAAAAGGCAGAAGGGCAGGCAACGCUGACCCAAUCCUUUUUAGCGAUCGACUCAACGUCCCCGAAAACCGUCUUCAUGUAUAAGUUCUUCGUGAAUUCCAGUGUUAAGUACAUAAUCAAGUAGAAGCGACUGUUCAAUUGCGCGAGAGGCUGUGUGUGUGAGAGAGAGUGUGCAACAGGAAGUGGAGUAAAGGUCAAAUCAUAGGAAAAGCUCACCCUUCUGUGUACAGCAGAAAAAGGCUCGUGUGAGACGCACGUGCUAGUUUUCCCUAGAGAGAAAGAGAGAACACUCUCCCACCCCAACUGGACACAGCUGCGUGUACCGCCACGCAACACUUUCCAUUUUUCUUCCAUUUUCCAUUCCGACCGUACCCUCCACAACGGAUUUCAUGUGUAAAGCGGCAGCGACCGGGAAGAAUACGCUCCUGCUCGAUAACAACAAACGUGUCCGUUCGUUUUUCCGCAAACCGCGCUACACGCACUUCUGCUCCGUCUGGUACAUCAUAGAGGGACGGUCCGGCACGAGGAAAACACCGCACGACCCGUUUGUCUGUAUCGCUCGCACUACCACCCGGUCCAGCAGCAUCCGUGAAAGCCCGUAGAAGCUGACUCCGGCCACCACCGCCCUGUUUAGAACCUGAAGCAAUUGCCUCCCAGCCCUCGUUCAGCACUCGUUCAGUGCAGUUCAGGAUUCCGCCAGUACGCGCCUGUACCGACCCGACGAGUGACUUCGAGUCGCAAUACGCCUAGAGACGGUCUCUGGUUUUGUGGUAGCGGGUAAUACACGCAGUAGAAGCAAGUGUCCCAAGCUGUUCUGAAGUUUUCGUGAAAAAAAAACAACAAACAAACAAACGGACGUCUAAGGUGGUGUUGGCCAACAGCUGUGCCAGCGGACCUUUCCAGUAAAGUGUGAACUUUACAUAAACAGAACAGAAAUCUAACAAAAAAAAAAAGAAAAAAGCAGCAUAGUACCAGGGCGUGCGAUCAAGGUGCGAAAAGUGCAGUGCUAAGUUGGUGGCAGCAAGUGCGAUCACUUUUUCCCGUAUUCGUAACGUUCGAGAAGUUGCAGCGCAAAGCGGAACCAAAGAGCACCAUGGAAGCGUACUGGGAAGCAGCGAAUGGUCAUGCACCGCAUUCUUUGAAAUACGAGAGUGAGGCUGGUGUGCCCGGAUACACGUAUUGCGGUGAGCCGGGGCUCAACUUUUCCGCCAACAAUACCACCUACAGCGAAGAUGAUGCCGAUUUUCCACCAGGACGACGGGGCAAAACAUCACGGCAAGAUCCACUGUCGCACCGGAUCAUUGAGAAACGGCGCCGAGAUCGGAUGAACUCCUGCCUGGCCGACCUUUCGCGACUCAUUCCGCAGCAGUACAUGCGCAAAGGUCGGGGACGGGUGGAAAAGACGGAAAUCAUCGAGAUGGCCAUACGCCACCUGAAGAACCUGCAGAGCCAGGAGUGCGGCCGGGAGUCGUCCUGCGCCGAGCAGUAUCGCCACGGGUACAACGAGUGUCUGGCCGAGGCGGCCAAGUUUAUGAUGCGCGAGCGGGGCGAGGAGAUGUGCUUUCGCAUGGUCGCUCACCUAAAGGAGCACUGCAAUGAGAUUAUGAAGGGUGAAUUGAGCAAGACACGUUGCGGCACGGAGAUGGCAAACGGUGGCAGCCCCAUCUAUCUGGCCAGCGGGCAGCUGGGCCACCUGCGGGAAAUACUCACCUGCCCGUCGGAUCUCGAGCACAGCAGCAACGACCAUCACGACGUGAAGGAUCUGAGCUUCCGCAGUGCGACGAGCACGAGCAGCAGCACGCACAGCAACAACAACCCGCAGCAGGCUGCCGUCAUUACCUCGACUGCGCCGAGCAUCGUGCAGCACCAUCUGGACACGUCCAGCAACCACUCGACGCAGGACUACGACGCACCGUCCCCGCCGGCCCGGCUGUGCCCGAACGGUACCGGCACCAGCCUGCAGCAAGACACGAACAACAACAUCAACCAGCACGAGAGCGUCCUGCGCACGAUCCGCAUGCGCAAGUUCUCGGAGCACGCUUCGCCGGAGCACGAGCACAGCCACAACAGCUACAAGUUCAAGAACUACAUCCAGCAACGGUUUUCGCAGGACACGCACGAAAAUGGGCACGGAACCGAUUUCGAUCGCAGCCCGGUGUCGCUGCACGAGGAUCAGCAUAUGCAUCAGCAGCCGCACUCGCUGCGCGCCUCGCCACUGACCAACGGUAGCAGUGGCAGUAUGUCCGGGGCCGAUUCCAAGUCCUCCAGCACGAGCACACUGACCGGGAAGUCGUCGACCGUGGCAUCGUCCACGGACGAGCCACUGUCACUGAAGCGAAAGCUGCCCAGUACUCCGGUCAGAAAUGGGGCCGAAUCCCGGCCGCAGGUCCGAUGGAGAAUGGAGCGCACCACCACAACCACCAUCACCAGCAGCAAGGGGCGGCGGAGCAGUGCUUCCUACCAUCCGGUGCCGAUUUUUGCCUGCCACACGCAGGGUUUCUACAUCCCGCUGAACGUGGACUACGAAACUCUGUUGCCCUACCUGAACGGGAUCGAUCUGCUGAGCAAAAACUUCCUACAGAUGCCGCCGCUGCACCCGAUCAGCAUUAGCGUUAACUACACGCCCGGAACGCUGGGCGGCAGUGGGGGCAGCUUGCUGCUGAAGGCAUCGGCCGUGAACGGGCUCAACUCACAGACGAAGGCAAAACUGGUGGAAGGUAUCAUCAAUGGAUGUUAGGACAGACACACCCCCACCCACACAUGCGCAUGAAAGCACACCGACUUAGAAAGUUGCAUUUUCUCGUGCCGUUCUCCAUGGGUCGAUGUUGAUCGUAGAGGAUGUAUGUAUGUUUGUGUGUGCGUGUAUUCUACUAGCUGUACUAGGAUAAUAACUUUUCUAGGAUCGUGCACAGCACGGUCGUGAGUCGCUUAGGAUGGCAGAUUUAAGGAAGAGGAUGGCAGAUUUAAAGCCGUCCCAGAUCUUAAACGAUACUAUCAAUCCAGAGAAAUCCUAGAAGGAUAGCAAUGCGAUGCGAAUGUAGUAGGGUGCUGCACGAGCGGCGUGAGUUAAAAAUUGUAAAACAAAUGUAAUCAAUAACGUAGCUGUGGCAGAUAUCCAGUUCCGCAUAGGACAAACAUAUUUAAACUCAGGUAACACAGUCUCCAUCUCUAUUUGUGUGCUGGACUGUGUACGUACAAUUUGCUGUUAGUCGACGACGAAUACACGCGUCCAAAGGUACCGAUACAACCCAAUAAAGUGAAUACAGUUCGUGAAACUGCAAAAUGCUGAACCAAGUACGGGAAGCAAGGACAAUUUGAUUAAUCUUGACAGGUCUGGUUUUUCCCUCAGUGAGGAAUAAGAGAUUACACAAACUGCAUACAAUUCUGAUACGAUCGUAGAUUAUUCCAAAACUGUAACUACGACCAUGAUUUGUUCGUACGUUUACUUAAGACGUAGAGACACCGAAUGACCUCAACCAUCAUAACGAUCAUCGUUCAUAUUGGUAACAGACAGGCAGAUGAAGAAGAUCAUUCGAUAGGGAUUUUUUUGUUGUGUUCGAACACCACCAUCACCAGCACCGCCUCCGCCACCAACCUUAACCACCAGCACCACCUAGUCCUUUACAUUUUUAAUGCGCUCCAGUUAGAUCAAACAUGAUUUUUUAAUGCACACUCUUCAAUUUUAUUUUCUCUAUUGUUUAAAGGCUCCGAGAACUUUCUUAACCGAGGACAAUUAAUCUGUGAUACUGUGGAAAAAUAGUAGGAAAUGCCGGGCUGGGUAAAAAUUACCACUCCCAAAAACGGGAGGAAAUACGGAAAACAUGUGCCGUUGCGUGAGAGAAAGAGAGAGUGUAUGAGAGAGAGAGAGAGAGAGAGAGAGAGAGAGAGAGAGAGAGAGAAAGAGAGAUAGAUAGAUAGAGAGAGAGGGAGAGAGAGAGAGAGAAACAAAGUUAAAAGGAACCAUUUUAAAUAGUGUGGUUUGUAAAUAGGAACAACAACAGGAAUAGAGAUGUAAUCGGAAGGUGUAUUCACUAACACAGAGUGAAGCAUUUGGUGGAGAACUUACAGAAAAGACCAUAUGUGUAAAAUAAGUGAUAGAAAUCGAACGAGAAAAGAAACAAGCAGACCACCAGCAAACAGGGUAAUUGUGCUGUGUGCGUUGUGUGCAUAUUCCUACACCGUUUGCGAGGACAAUGCGCGACAAGAAGGGAAAACGGUAGGAAACGAAAAUUAUUGGUAGCAAUGGAUUACUCCUUCCCACCCACCAACUCUGCCAUAGGUUGGGAAGCAACCAGCACCUCUACCAAAAUGUCGUUAAACGGUAUACAUUUGUACGUAAUGCAGCCCGAACUUUUUUUUUGUAUAAAUCGCAUACAGUUAGCUCUGAGGUGUCUUUUUUACUUUUUAGCCUUUUUUAUACAUUAUACUGAACCAACGCAAGUAUCUGAGUAAACAAAACAACCCAACAAAUAUACCAACCUACAUGCAUAUGAGAGAUAUGUGCGUAACCAAUGUGAAACGGCCAGGAUGCAUAUGAGGGGCAAUUUAGAACAACGCCGCUUAAAAAGUGGUAUUGAGCCAUUAUAUCCAUAUACAUUUGCGCUACAGCCAGCGAAAAAUAUAAGUCUAUAUAAAAUUGAA
This is a messenger RNA of Anopheles merus, 5574 nucleotides long. RefSeq names its product transcription factor cwo-like. Gene Ontology annotation, molecular function: protein dimerization activity; DNA-binding transcription factor activity, RNA polymerase II-specific; RNA polymerase II cis-regulatory region sequence-specific DNA binding. Bases 2027 to 3670 code for a protein of 547 amino acids. Gene Ontology annotation, biological process: anterior/posterior pattern specification; regulation of neurogenesis; regulation of transcription by RNA polymerase II. Lineage: Eukaryota; Metazoa; Arthropoda; Insecta; Diptera; Culicidae. Gene Ontology annotation, cellular component: nucleus. The record is from RefSeq and is a predicted model, not a curated record. The transcript is spliced from 5 exons.